AUGGGAGCUGCGCGGGGAGCCCCGGGCAGCCCCCGUCGGCUGCCUGUGCUCAGCGUCCUGCUGCUGCUGCUGGGCGGUGCCCAGGCGGCCAUCGUCUUCAUCAAAGAGCCGUCCUCGCAGGACGCGCUGCAGGGGCGCCGGGCGCUGCUCCGCUGUGAGGUUGAGGCCCCAGGCCCCGUGCGAGUGUCCUGGCUGCUCGACGGGGCUCCUGUCCGCGACACGGAGCGGCGCUUCGCCGAGGGCAGCAGCCUGAGCUUUGCGGCCGUGGACCGGCUGCAGGACUCGGGCGCCUUCCAGUGUGUGGCCCGGGAUGAGACCACGGGCGAGGAAGCCCGCAGCUCCAACGCCUCCUUCAACAUCAAAUGGAUUGAGGCGGGCCCUGUGGUCCUGAAGCAUCCUUCCUCGGACGCUGAGAUCCAGCCGCAGAUCCAGGUUACGCUGCGAUGCCACAUAGACGGCCACCCUCGGCCCACCUACCAGUGGUUCCGAGACGGGAGCCCCCUCUCUGAUGGUCAGAGCAACCAGACGGUCAACAGCAAGGAGCGGAACCUCACCUUCCGGCCGGCCGGCCCCGAGCACAGCGGCCUCUACUCCUGUUGUGCCCACAACGCCUUCGGUCAGGCCUGCAGCAGCCGGAACUUCACCUUGAGCAUUGCGGAUGAGAGCUUCGCCAGGGUGGUGCUGGCACCCCGGGACGUGGUAGUGGCAAGGAAUGAGGAGGCUAUGUUCCAUUGUCAGUUCUCUGCACAGCCGCCCCCCAGCCUGCAGUGGGUCUUCGAGGACGACACUCCCAUUACCAACCGCAGUCGCCCCCCACACCUCCGGAGAGCCACCGUGUUUGCCAACGGGUCCCUGCUGCUGACCCAGGUCCGGCCUCGCAACGCAGGGGUGUACCGCUGCGUGGGCCAGGGCCAGAGGGGUCCACCCGUCAUCCUGGAGGCCACGCUGCACCUGGCAGAGAUUGAAGCCAUGCCGCCCUUGGAGCCCCGGGUGUUCACUGCAGGCAGCGAGGAGCGCGUGACCUGCCUGCCCCCCCAGGGCCUGCCCGAGCCCCGGGUGUGGUGGGAGCACGCAGGAGCACGGCUGCCCACCCACGGCAGGGUCUACCAGAAGGGCCACGACCUGAUGUUCAUCAGUACCACCGAGAGCGACGCUGGUGUCUACACCUGCCACGCCGCCAACCUGGCUGGCCAGCGGCUGCAGGAAGUCAACAUCACUGUGGCCACGGUGCCCACGUGGCUGAAGAAGCCCCAGGACAGCCAGCUGGAGGAGGGCAAGCCUGGCUAUUUGCACUGCCUGACCGAGGCCACGCCCAAGCCUGUGGUCAUCUGGUACCGAAACCAGAUGCUCAUCUCUGAGGACUCCCGCUUCGAGCUCUCUGAGAACGGGACCCUGCGCAUCAACAGUGUGGAGGUGUACGACGGGACUUGGUACCGCUGUGUGAGCAGCACCCCGGCGGGCAGCAUCGAGGCCCAAGCCCGAGUCCAAGUGCUGGAAAAGCUCAAGUUCACACCCCCGCCCCAGCCGCAGCAGUGCAUGGAGUUUGACAAGGAAGCCACAGUGCCCUGCUCAGCCACGGGCCGAGAGAAGCCCACGAUCAAGUGGGUUCGGACAGAUGGGAGGAGCCUCCCAGAGUGGGUGACGGACAACGCUGGGACCCUGCACUUCUCCAGGGUGACACGUGGGGACGCUGGCAACUACACAUGCAUCGCCUCCAAUGGGCCGCAGGGCCAGAUCCAGGCCCACGUCCAGCUCACGGUGGCAGUGUUCAUCACCUUCAAGGUGGAACCCGAGCGCACGACCGUGUACCAGGGCCACACUGCCCUGCUGCGCUGCGAGGCCCAGGGUGACCCCACGCCCCUCAUCCAGUGGAAGGGCAAGGACCGCAUCCUGGACCCCACCACACUGGGACCCAGGAUGCACAUCUUCCAGAACGGCUCUCUGGUCAUCCACAACGUGGCCCCGGAGGACUCGGGCCACUACACCUGCAUCGCCGGUAACAGCUGCAACAUUAAGCACAAGGAGGCCCCCCUCUACGUUGUGGACAAGCCGGUGCUGGAAGAGUCGGAGGGCCCAGGCAGCCCUCCGCCCUACAAGAUGAUCCAGACCAUCGGGCUGUCGGUGGGCGCCGCCGUGGCCUACAUCAUCGCCGUGCUUGGCCUCAUGUUCUACUGCAAGAAGCGCUGUCGGGCCAAGCGCCUGCAGAAGCAGCCUGAGGGCGAGGAGCCAGAGAUGGCCUGUCUCAAUGGUGGGCCUCUGCAGAACGGGCAGCCCUCAGCAGAGAUCCAAGAAGACAUGGCUGUUACCAGCCUGGGCUCCAGCCCAGCGGCCACCAAUAGGCGCCACAGCACAAGCGACAAGAUGCACUUCCCGAGGUCCAGCCUGCAGCCCAUCACCACCCUGGGCAAGAGUGAGUUUGGGGAGGUGUUCCUGGCCAAGGCGCAGGGCCUGGAGGAGGGGGCGGCCGAGACCCUGGUGCUUGUGAAGAGCCUGCAGAGCCGGGAGGAGCAGCAGCAGCUGGACUUCCGCAGGGAGUUCGAGAUGUUUGGGAAGCUGAACCACGCCAACGUGGUGCAGCUGCUGGGGUUGUGUCGGGAGGCCGAGCCCCACUACAUGGUGCUGGAGUAUGUGGACCUGGGCGACCUCAAACAGUUCCUGAGGAUUUCCAAGAGCAAGGAUGAGAAGCUGAAAUCACAGCCCCUCAGCACCAAGCAAAAGGUGGCCCUGUGUACCCAGGUGGCCCUGGGCAUGGAGCACCUGUCCAAUAACCGCUUUGUACACAAGGAUCUGGCCGCUCGAAACUGCCUGGUCAGCGCGCAGAGACAGGUGAAGGUGUCGGCCCUGGGGCUCAGCAAGGAUGUGUACAACAGUGAGUACUACCACUUCCGUCAGGCCUGCGUGCCCCUGCGCUGGAUGUCCCCCGAGGCCCUCCUGGAGAGCGACUUCUCCACCAAGUCGGACGUCUGGGCCUUCGGUGUGCUCAUGUGGGAGGUGUUCACCCACGGGGAGAUGCCCCACGGUGGCCAGGCAGACGAGGACGUGCUGGCAGAUCUGCAGGCGGGGAAGACUAGACUCCCGCAGCCCGAGGGCUGUCCUUCCAAGCUGUACCGGCUGAUGCAGCGGUGCUGGGCCCUCAGCCCAAAGGACCGGCCCUCCUUCAGCGAGAUCGCCAACGCCCUGAGAGACAGCCCUGCCGACAGCAAGCCGUGAGGCAGGCGGCUGGCCAAGCUGUGCCUCAGGAUGGCGUGGGCAGGGGAGGACCUCCAGAGGACUGCCUGCAGCAUGAUGGGAUAGCUCCCCAUCCUCUUCAGCCCGUGGGCCCCCUUGCCCUGCGCAAUAGAAAUUGUCGAGGCCUGGGCAGGGCCUGGGCUCCCUCUUCUUGCUCCCCCUCAGCACCCCCGGGAGAUCUGAUUCGGACCCAGACUAGGAGACCAGGGCCUUGGGAUGGGCAGUUCUCUACCCUCCCACCCCCAAUCAGGGCCAGUGUGGGUGCCUCAGGUAACCCUCUGUUUUUACCUGGGGACAGCUACUCUGGGAAUGACCUACGUGUGGGAGGGAGUCCCUACACAUAUAUACUCAAGUUCCUGGGUAGCUCUGGGCACACAGGGCCAAGGGGCCUUCUGGUACAUGGCCCCCACCUCAGGUUCUCAGCCAGGACAGCGGAGAGCCCCACACCUGAGUCCUCCCACCAUGGACUUGAGCACAUGGGCCCAGGCCGGGCCUCCUCCUCCCGCCUCUCCUUCCCUCAUCCUAAGUGCCUGGCAGAUGAAGGCGAUUUCAGGAGCUUUUGACACUAUAUAACCCGCCCUUUUUAUACGCACCAUGGGCUGCUUUUGUAUGUAAACUGCAGUGUGGGGUGGGUGGGCAUGGGAGGCAGGGGUGGGCCCGGAGGAAGGGCUGAUAGCCCCUGCCUCACACUUUUAUUGUUGUUGUUUUUGUUUGUUCAUUUGGGUUUGUUUUGUUUGGUUUUUUUUCAUUAUUAUUUUAACACCCGCUGCUCUCAAUAAAGAAGCCUUUUGUACAA
Messenger RNA from Echinops telfairi (small Madagascar hedgehog), 4024 nucleotides. It is a transcript of the gene PTK7, whose product is annotated as protein tyrosine kinase 7 (inactive). Gene Ontology annotation, molecular function: axon guidance receptor activity; protein kinase activity; ATP binding. Gene Ontology annotation, cellular component: neuronal cell body; plasma membrane; axon. The record is from RefSeq and is a predicted model, not a curated record. Gene Ontology annotation, biological process: homophilic cell-cell adhesion; synapse organization; protein phosphorylation. Bases 1 to 3210 code for a protein of 1069 amino acids. The transcript is spliced from 20 exons. Lineage: Eukaryota; Metazoa; Chordata; Mammalia; Afrosoricida; Tenrecidae.